Molecule: messenger RNA, 1293 nt
Organism: Apiotrichum porosum
Lineage: Eukaryota; Fungi; Basidiomycota; Tremellomycetes; Trichosporonales; Trichosporonaceae
Gene: SEN54
Product: tRNA-splicing endonuclease subunit sen54
Exons: 6
Coding region: 1-1293 (430 amino acids)
Biological process (GO): tRNA-type intron splice site recognition and cleavage
Cellular component (GO): tRNA-intron endonuclease complex
Source: RefSeq, a predicted model, not a curated record
AUGGCCACUUCCGCUGGCCCCCAAGCUGCCAAGAUGGCAGACCCAGUCUAUAUUACCACUGGUGCCGGUCCUACCUCCGGAAAGCCUUCUGCUUCGCCCAAUAACCAAGAAGAAGAUGAGGACGAAGAACACAUGGAUGUCGCCUUUAUCCAGGGGUUUGCAGACAAGAUUCAGCGCAUCCCAGUAGAGCUCCUUGAUGGCGUUGAAAGGUCGCGGCCAAAGAUCAUCAUUCCCAAGCGGGGCGAAAAGGACUUCGAGCCGCUGCAAGAGACGGUCAACCUGCAGGAAAUGAUGCUCCAGAAGAGCAGGCAGGCUCUUUUUGAUGCGCUGGAAGGUGUUCGUGGUGUAUCUGGCAAGGCUCUGUCGCAUGCCGUCGUCACUCCAUCAUCGCCUUAUCCUCAGCUAUUGGUUUCACGAGGACAUGUCCUCGACUCCCUUGGCAUUACUGUCCGUCGCACCCCUCCGUUUGGGUCUUCAAUAAAGCCAGUAUCGCGCGUCGAGUUGCUCCCCGAGGAGGUCCUGUACUUGGUGGAACGUGGUACACUUCAGCUGUGGAACGGUUGCGACCCGCAGACUGAAGACGAAGUUGCUGCUGGAGUUGGGGCCUGGUGUGACGAGGAGUUUGGAGUGAAGGGGGCAGUGGAGAUGAGUGUUCUUGAGGCGUUCGGCGCAUUCAUGGGCCAAGAUGGCCUGACAUGGCAGCGCUAUCAGGCGUACGCCUACCUGAAACGAUUGGGCUACACCGUCCAACGUACACGCCAGUUUAUUCCUCAGCACUUCCUUGCCACUACCUCUCCCCAAGCACCGGCUCCCAGAGUCGACCUUUUGGCAGUCUUCCGCCAGCUGCCACAGCAGGUGCUGCAGGUGUUGAGGCAAGCUUGGACGACCGUGACCGACGUAGUGUUCAGCCUUGGCUCUCAAAAGCCAGAUUAUGUCGUGGCAGUUGUCGAGUCUCGAAACACUGCCAUGCCGACGUUGACGCAAUUGGAUGAGGUGUUCCGCAUGCUCCCAGACGAGCCUAGGGGACCUACUCGGCGUGUCGGCCCACAGUACGAGCAGAAGCGCCGCAAUGUUCGCCCGAAGACUGCUGUCGAGAACAGCUCUUCGGGGGCCUUCAAAUGGCUUCCGUCGUGGCUGCUUCGUGCCAAGCCUGCAGCCCCCACUCCCAGCGGCAAUGCCCUCAACUCGCUCAGAAAUGGAGACCGCGCCCUCAUUGUGGCCGUUAAUGAUUCUGGGAACACUGGGUGGGUGCGGUUUGGCCGCACUGGCUUUGAGAAUUGGGCCAUGAUGUAG